This is a messenger RNA of Aphis gossypii (cotton aphid), 2332 nucleotides long. RefSeq lists its product as uncharacterized. Lineage: Eukaryota; Metazoa; Arthropoda; Insecta; Hemiptera; Aphididae. The record is from RefSeq and is a predicted model, not a curated record. The transcript has 2 exons. The coding region runs from base 1456 to 2046 and encodes 196 amino acids.
UUAUGUCAUAUACUCAUAUAAACAUUGUAACUAUGGAAAAUAUAAAAACAGAUAAUAAUCUCUACAUAUUUUAUAAACUAAACAUAAAACAAUUAUUGUUACAAGUAUUUUGUUUAUUCAAAUAUUGAAAUAUGUAAUUAAAUAUACAUGCUACAUGCAUAUAGGUACAUUUAAAUUAAACGUAGGUAGUAGGUACCAAUUAUUGGCUAGGCUAUGUGUUUAUUGAAAAAUAUGUAUUCGGAAUUCAGAUUUUAGACAUCAUCUAUAGACAGAAGCGCCCUAAAAUACAUUUGAUUUCAGGCCUUCGACCUUCAGGGGACACACUUAUUAAUUUAACUGUUACCUAUCUUUGGGCUUUAACAGAUUUCUAUAGCAAUAAGCUAACCUAACUGUCCUAACUUAAUCAUUGAUUAAAUACAUAUACCGAAUAUUUAUAAAUUAUAAAAUACAUGUAUAUAUUAUAUUUAUGAAUUAUAAUUUAUAAUCAUUGUUAUAAUACUGCAUGGUUACCUGGCUUAUGACUUUUAGAGUUGGUAAUUAGUAAUUACUAUUUAUUAAUCAUUCAACUAUUCUUUUUUAUAAUAACUAUCAUUUAAAUUUAGUUAGGUAGCGACUAGCGGCUAACGAAUUAGCGAUUUAAAUGUUUUAUAGGUUUAUUAUUUAUUAUUUAUUUUAUUGUCUAAUAUAUUAUUGUUUUAGUAUUGUUGGAAAGUCGGUCUAGAAGAAUGAAGAUGAUUCUUAAAUAUAAACAUAGAUAGAGCGCUAUACAUAUUUGCUAUUUCCCCUUUUAGCAUUUUCGUGUUACUUAGAAACCUUAUAAUCAGUAAUCACGGACGUAUAUAUUAUUAUGUAUAUUAUACCUAUGUAGUAUGUACGUCCAUGCUUAUAAUAUUAAAGCACUAUACUAUAUCUAUACUCUUUAGAACCUUCAUAAUAUUAUAAUUAUUGAUUUUCCAUAUUAAAUGUUUUGUUGUUUUGAUAUCAAAACUAUAAUAUUUGUGAAUACCUAUUACCACAGAACACGAGUGUUCCAUAGUGUUCUAUACUUCUAUGCAGUAUUGCAGUAUGCUAUUACCUAGUGUGAUUGUGUGAAUUGUAAAGCAAAUUCGUUCAAGUUUGUUCUUUGUAUUAAUAUUAUUAUAUUUUGUAAACGUUUGAUAUUUUCAGUUAGUAUCUACUUAAAUGACAAAAUAUUUUUAUUCAAUUCCAAACUGCAACACUGCCAACAAUCAAAUUGUUGAUACAUCACUCUACUGUAUUAUUGCAUAUAUAAAUACAUUAGAUCAUUAGACAUAUGAGUAUGUUAUAUUAAUUAUGAUUGUUUAAAACCAAAUACAAUUUAACAUUGUUGUGAAUUAAAUCACUAUCAGGUUAAAAUAAUGAAAUAUUAAAAUUGCAAAUCAAAUUGUUUUGAAUUUACACAUCAAUAACAACCAAUAGAUAUUAUAUAUCAAUAUGGACACAAUGUACUCAAAUAUUGACUUUCAUUUAUUUUCGAAUAAACAAAAUAAAAGUAUUGAGAACCGAGUAAAUAAAUACUCCACAAAUAUUAUUCUAUCGAAUUGUACUGAUGAAACUGUUAAUAGUUUUAAUAAGCGUACAUUAAAAAAAAAUUCAAACUCACAAUUUCAGAACACUAAUAACAAUUUUUGUAGUGUUAUUGGUGCUCCUAUAAUAUCUAAGAACACAAUUGAAAGUAACAAUAAUUUAAAUAAUGAUGAAACCAAUACUUAUAAAAACAUUGAAAAUGAUGAAAUUCAUACUGCAACAGAAAACAAAAAUGUUCAUUUGAAAACCACAGAUAAAAGGCAAAAAAAUAUAUCAUUUUCAAAUGAAAAAUUAUGGGAAAUUAAUAGGGUUAAUCAAAUCCUACAUAAUAAAAUUACUAAUGGAGUGAAACCUACUUAUACGAGGGUAAAUCCUUCUAUAUCAUUAGUUAAAGCAACAUCAACAAUUAAUCGAGAGAGAAAAAAUAAAGAUAUUGUUAAGGAGAAUGAAAUCCUAGCCAAGAAGUUGAGGAAUGUAAGGUCAACCAUCUUUAAGUAAAUUGAAGUUAUUAAUCCAACACUGGAUUUUGUGAACAAGACUAAAUUUAUAUUUACUCAUACAAAUUAUAUAAUGUGUAAAUUAACAAUUAUACAUAGAUUGAUACUUAAGUUUAUUUUAUUUCUACUUCAAAUUAAUAUUGUAACAUUUGUAACGCAAACUUUCUUUUCUAAAUACAUAUAAUUAAAUAAAAAUAUUGUCAUUAAUAAAUUUAAUAAUAUUUAACAAUACAAUGUAGCUAUAAUAUGAUUUAAAAUUAUUAAACUCAGUUUUCAUAAAAUUUUAA